AUGGCUUUGCCGGCAAAUACCCAAGAAGGUAGCGGCACAGCUGAAGGCAUAUAUUUAGAAAGUGAGAAAGACAGUGCUACUGUAUGUACUUGGCAAGCGAAGUUAAGAGGAUCAACAAACAAGUUUGUUGGCUAUGUUGGAUCAGUUGAGGAAGCCAUGACUGUAAUAAGACAAUAUGAACUGGGAACAACAACAAAAUUCUCUUGUUUUAAAUCAGACAAAAUGUUUGGUGCUGGAGGUAAGAUAAUUAUGAAGCAACAAAAUAAUUAUGCACUUAUCAACUGAAAGCCGACCCCCCACCCCCGGGCCAAGGUGGGGGAACAAAGGGUGUUUGAUAAAAUUUGACAGCAUGUUUUGCCGUUGGGGGCUGGGGAUUUCUCAAGAUUUGCCAUGUUUUAUUUUUCUCCUACAGGACUGUAGUUGGGGGCUUUAAAAGUUUAGGUGCCCCCUCAUGGGGGUUAAUCACCAUUGUAGUUAACAUGAAGUCAAAUCCCCACCCUGUUCUGGGGGUGGGGGAGGGGGGAUGUCAGUUGAUAAGUGCGUAAACAAUAAGUUGGUCAUAAAAAUUCUUGAAUCUGAUUGGUUAUCAGCAGCUAUGAUUUUAGCAGUGCAGUGUAACAUAGUAGGGUUAAGAAUGCUGGAGUAGAAUGUGGUGCAGCUUGCACACCAGAUUACAAUCAAAAGAUUAUAAUAAGCAAUGCUGUGAUCUUAGAAAUUUUUCUUUUGUUGGGGGGGAGAAAUAUGCUGGAGUAGAAUGUGCAUAUUCUAAACACAGUGGUAUUCAUGGCAUGAACAAUUUCUGAAUCAAAGACAUGAAAUACUUUAAAAUUCCGAAAAUAAGGCCCGGGGCUUAUAUUUUUCAAAGGCCCUUUUUGAGGGGCUUAUUUUUGGAGGGGCUUAUAUACGGGAGGGAAAUUUGCGUUUCAAAAUCGAUUGGGCUAGCCUCAUAGUUGGAAGUAAAUUUACCGUUUUUGCUUUGUUUUAUUUUGUAUUUGAGGGCAAUUUUCCAAGUAAAAGCCCCCGGGGGGCUUAUAUUUGGAGGGGCGAUUUUACGGAGGGUUUUUUGCGUUACGCCAGUUUGGGGGGCUUAUAUUUGGAGGGGCUUAUACACGGAGGGGCUUAUUUUCGGAAUUUUACGGUAUUUUUAAAUCUAUGGUUGACUGAGUACUAUCUGCAAAGGGUGCAUGUAAUACAUUGGCUUGACUGUGGUGUAGGUUGCAUACCAGAAUACAAUCAAAAUUAUAAUAAACAAGGCUAUGCUCUAAGAAGCCCAAAACACUAACCCUUUGACAUUCUGGCUGCCCAGCAUAGUAAUUUUGGGCAAAAACUAAGAUUGCCUUCUUGCCGAAAAGCAACAGUAAGUCACCGGGGGCCUCUGAGGACUGCUAGAGUACAGCCCUAAUAAACAUAAUACAGACUUUCCUUGUUGCUAUGACACAGAUCCCUUUGCCAAGCAAAGAAAAGUCUAUUUCAAAGAUGACAAAAUUCCAUUUGAUGGAGUACCAUUCAGUAUAAUUGGCACCAAGGUAUUUGACUGCCAACAUGGACCAGACAGGAAAAAGUCAUUUAAAGCGAGACAUUCUGAAGAGAAGGUAUGUUGGUUAUGACUAAAAAAUAUCCGCAUUUUCAUUUCACAGCCACAGCCUUUUUGGUGCUUUUAGCACUAAACUGUAAGGAAUCUAUAAUAUUAAUCUUCUAACUACUGGUUGAUGAUCACUCAUUCAAAAGGAGGAGGUUUCUACCUCAAGACACAAUGAAGUAGUUUGGCUGCCCUGCAAGUAUUCGUUUAUCAGAAGUCAUAAAGUAUUGCAAUUACAAGGUACAAAACCACCAUCACAAUACUAAUAAUAGCAAUUGACAUUAUACUUCCGCUCAGUAAAAUACAUCCCUUCAUUUCAUAACUUAUUACUGUCUUUUAACUCUAUUAGAUCAGGGAUGACACAGAAAGACUAAGACGGGACAUGUCCAAAAAGCUGAAGACUGAUAUAACCAGCGGACAGAAACCCCAAGUGAAACACAGAAUUUAUAUCCAAUUACCAAAGGGGGAUGAACACAAAGAUCACAUCACUGGAGAGGUCUGUUGAUGUCAAUGGAAAGAACUGGGACACUACCUUAACUUGAGAACAAUAAUAUUAACUUUUGUUUUUGGCUCUUUUUGUUUGAGUAAUAGUUGAAGGCUUAGGGAAAAACACUUUGAAUGGGUGGGACAAGAGUUGAGUCAUUUUCCUAUAAACCUUCUAGUUUUUCAUGUAUAAAUCAUUAUGGUAAUUAUAGUUUCGGACAGAUAUUACUUUCCUAUGAAAAGGCAAGAAGGCAUGUGAAAGAAAGUCAAGUCAGACCUUCCACUCAAAGGCUAGGUCACAAAGUACAACAGGUGUAUGGGUGGCUACAUGCUAAGUAGUGUAACAAUCAUAGCCUAGGUCUGUAAAUGAAGUAAUGAUCAUGACAAAAGGUCCAAGUAGUGUCUAGGACUAAAAUAGAAGCUGAUAAAAAAUGAACAAAAUUGUCUAGGAAUUAUUAUUUCAACUGAUUUGUUGCUAUUCUAUCCAAAUAAUUUGUUUUUUGAAUGUUGUUGUUGACAGAAGUGACAUUUCAUUCAUUUCAUGUAAGUGUACAUUGUACCAGCAGUGCCUACAACUAUCAGCAUGGCUGUCAAAAUAUUUCUGUCAAAAAUGUAAUUCCAUUUUCAUUUUUCUCCUCAUGUAUCAAACAACCAGAUUGGUGGCAUUCUGCGGCCCAUCGACAAACGGCUUGUAGACAAGAUUGGAGAGCUUGUUGGCGAAGGUGUGAAAACUGUGGACGAAAUGAAAAGACAUCUUAGGCAAUUCGUAAAAACUGAACUAUUUCCAGGGCAAUCUGCACCAGCAUCAACAAACAGGCGCUAUUAUCCAACAGAUGUGGACAUCAGGAACCACAUGUAUCAGGCAUCAGUAAAAAAAAUCCUGUCCAAAUCUGAUCAGGAAAACCUUGAAAAGAAAAUUGAAAAUUGGUGUCAGGAGAACCCACAAGACUCUUUCUAUUUUAGACCCUGUGCCCUAUCAGCCUCAUCAACAGCUUCUGAAAGCAUGAACAAUGAGGAAACAGAUCAAAAUUAUGUGCGAGAUGAUCUUUUGUUUGCUCAUCAAACAGCCUGGCAAAAGCAACUCAUGAUCCGUUACAGAAAUGAGAUCACCCUGCUUGAUGCAACCUACAACACAAUGAGAUAUGAGCUCCGUCUAUUUUUCCUAGUGGUAAAGACAAAUGUAAAUUACAUAGUUGUGGGGUCUUUCAUAAUUCAACGGGAAACUACAGCCUCCAUACAGGAAGCACUAGGAAUCUUCCAUGAU
Porites lobata is the source of this 3326-nucleotide messenger RNA. The record is from the annotation of a GenBank genome assembly. NCBI's taxonomy places the organism in Eukaryota, Metazoa, Cnidaria, Anthozoa, Scleractinia, Poritidae.